AGCAUGAUAAGAUGGAGAACAUGCUAUAUGCUGAGGAGCUGGUGAGAGAGUUUCUUGUUUUUAGAGGGUUUACAAAUACUUUGCAAGCUCUUGAGGCUGAGUUAAGCACAGAUAUAGGCAAAGGGUUUCAAGUGGAUAAGAUAUUGGAGUUAAUCUUCUUGGUAUAUAUUCUUAAGUUUCAAGCAGAAAAAUUGGUUAGUUUACUGUGUUUUUUCAAGAAGUGCUUUUCGUCAUCAUCGGAGACAUACUUACUGCUUACUCUAUUAAAACUUGAGAUCUCUAUUCUACGCUACUAUAUUGUUCAUGCCUUACAAUCAGGAAGAAAAGACAAAGUUGUAGAGUUCUUUGGAAUUAAUGGAAAUGAUUUGCUGCAGAGGGGCCAAGAUUGGGCUCCAUGGAUUGGUGGUCUUCCUGCCCUCUUGAAGAUCAGUUCAGAGAAGAACACUGUAAACCGUCUCAAAAAGGACAUCAAACAACUUAAUGUUAAGCUGUCACAACUUCAGGCCUUAUUGGAGGUAAAAGAGGCUCAGUUAAACCGGUUAAGGAAUAAUGCUGAGUCAAUGAAGGGACAAACUAAGUGUUCUACUCCAUCAAGUAGCUUGCAUGAAGAAAAUGUUCUUUCUGCAAACAGUCAAGAAGCUUUUUCUACUGCUAUAACAGAUUUAGAUGAGAUAGAGCCCGGUCAGGAAUUGGCCACUAGUCUACCAGCCAAAGUUUUGUCGAGACUUACUGGACCCAAGUCUGGAAAUGACUCAAAUUUAAAAAGCAAGAGAAGGUUGCAUUUGGGGCCGUCUAUUGGAAGAGCUGAAGAUAUUAAAUUGAAUUUAUCAAUUUUGAGUCCGGCUUCUUUUGUAGUAGCUUUAAGCAAGAAGUAUAGGAAACCACUUAUUGAAGAGAAUGGUAGAGAAAUGCUGGGAGAAGAAGAAUUCCCAGAAUUGAAAGUAGAUUUCCAGGAGACAUUUUUGGGCCACACCGGUCCCAUCAGUCGCUGCCGCUUUUCUGCAUCUUGAAAAAAUAUAGCUAGUGCUUCUGUGGUUGGCACUGUCAGUAUAUGGACACAUGACUCGUCAACUCCAGCUUCUAGAAAUGCAACCAUAUACUGUGGGGCAGAGAUUAUGUCGCUUGAGUGGGAAUGUAAAUCUGACCGGAUACUCGAGAGGGGGCGUGACAUUGGCACUGCUGAUGGAGGCAUUAAAGCAUGGAAUGUUGAUGCUAAGGGAGUUGUCUGUGAUCUCAAUACAACUGAAGCAUUUCCUAGUGUCUUGGACCUAAAGUGCAGCCCAGUAGAACCGAUAUUUGUUUCUGCUGCAGCAUCCAGAGGCUACGGCUCAAAUUAUACUGAUACUUGGGGGUUUGCCUCUUUAACUGUCUGGAACAUGAAGACAUGGAAAGCUAUGACAGUCCUUCCUCUUGGUGAAGAUCCACCAGCAAUAACUUCCCUUUGCUUCAAUCACAACGGAAAGAUUCUAGCAGCUGCUGCAGUAGAUGGAAUGAUCCACAUGUUUGACAUGUCUGCCGGUCUACAAAUUACUGGGUGGCCUGCGCAUGAUUCUGCUAUUAGCUCAAUUCUUUUUGGUGCUGAUGAAACAAGCAUUUUUAGCUUGGGGUCAGAUGGAAAGAUAAUUGAGUGGAGCUUGCAAAACCAAGGUCAGGUCCUUUGGUCAAGGAGUUGUAGGAGGUUCUUUGAACCUGAGACCUCAAAACAUUGUAGACAUGAGAUGGCUUUGGAUGCCAAUGGGAGGAGAUUAUUGGUAACAUCAGGUUCAGUAACGGCACCAGUAUAUCAGGUUCGAGGUCAUGCUAGCGGUUUCAGAACUCUUCCCCACACUGCAGCUAUAACAACCGUGGAUUGGCACCCAACCUUGCCUGUAUUUCUGACAGGCUCAGCUGAUCACUCAGUGAGUGUUCUACCUUCGCCUGUUUUCUCCUACCUAAUAUCUUUGAAGGCUUGCUGGUAAGUGAUUAUUAGUAAAGAAACUGCAGAAAUCUGCUGCAGUAAUAUACGUUUGGAGAGGUUCGGUGCUGACACAUUUUAUUUUUUUAACCA
Messenger RNA from Pistacia vera, 2047 nucleotides. RefSeq names its product WD repeat-containing protein 91 homolog. Gene Ontology annotation, molecular function: protein binding. The record is from RefSeq and is a predicted model, not a curated record. The transcript has 17 exons. Lineage: Eukaryota; Viridiplantae; Streptophyta; Magnoliopsida; Sapindales; Anacardiaceae.